AUGGAGGAAGGCCCGGCCUGGGAGUCAGAGAACCCACCAAGCCCGCGCUCGCAGGGUGCAGCCUUCGGAAAUGCUGUUGACUUGCGAUUUGCAACCGAAGCCGAGGAUGUUGUCAGCGCACUGUCAAGAGUCCGGGCCGAGUGGCGGCCUCACCCCUCUGCCCUGACUCCACGACAGCCCAGAGGAAAGCCCCUCAUCUUCCUGGAAUCUCACCGCGUCAUCCCUGCGCCACCCCGCCAGCCCCGCUACCGCCUGCCUCCACCCGCUCCUCCCCGUGCCCCGGCUGUGCGCGGAGGCUGCGGCUCGGCCAGGGCAGGCGCGGCGCGCACGGCUGGCGGAGGCGGCGGCGAUCGGGCACGGGGGUCCGGCGCGGGGAGCCGGGCUCAGCCCCGGCCUGCGCGAACCGCGGCCCUCGUCCACCCGAGGCCGGCCUGGGGGGCCCGCAAGGCGCGCGGAGCGCCGACCGCGCCCGCCCCCGCAGCGCCCAGGCCGCGCUCGCCGGCGGAGGCGGAGGGCCGCGGACCCGAGGGGCUGCUGCGGCGAUCGGGGUCGGGCUAUGAGGGCAGCACCAGCUGGAAGGCGGCUUUGGAGGACACCACCACACGUCUCCUGCUGGGGGCCAUCGCAGUCCUUCUGUUCGCUAUCCUGGUGGUGAUGAGCAUCUUGGCUUCCAAGGGCUGUAUCAAGUGCGAAGCGCCCUGCCCAGAGGACUGGCUGCUCUACGGAAGGAAAUGCUACUUCUUUUCUGAGGAGCCGAGAGACUGGAACACGGGCAGGCAGCACUGCCAUACUCACGAUGCUGUGCUGGCUGUGAUUCAGAGCCAGAAGGAGCUGGAGUUUAUGUUCAAGUUCACGCGGAGGGAGCCCUGGAUUGGCCUGCGCAGAGUGGGGGACGAAUUCCACUGGGUCAACGGGGACCCGUUUGACCCGGACACAUUCCCGAUCUCGGGCCUGGGAGAGUGCGUCUUCGUGGAGCCCACCAGGCUGGUGUCGACGGAGUGUCUUAUGACCCGGCCCUGGGUGUGCAGCAAGAUGGCCUACACAUGAGGUGGG
Panthera uncia (snow leopard) is the source of this 1053-nucleotide messenger RNA. RefSeq names its product C-type lectin domain family 2 member L (gene CLEC2L). The transcript has 8 exons. The record is from RefSeq and is a predicted model, not a curated record. Lineage: Eukaryota; Metazoa; Chordata; Mammalia; Carnivora; Felidae. Bases 1 to 1047 code for a protein of 348 amino acids.